UGAAGAAGUUUUCCACUUUUUCGAUGAGUUCUUGAACGGGCGGCGGCACCAACGCCACCAUUGAUGCAAAAUGGAAAUAGGAAAAAUAGAAAGUGCAAUUGUAGCGGUAAAUAGGUGUGGAACCGAAUCUGCUGGAGAAGAGAAAACUGCACAAAGUGGAUUUGGAUGUUUGCGCAUGGAAGAAAAAGUGCUGAACAGUGGCUAGGAAUUGUGUGCACAAAUAAAUGCCACUGGCAAAAUAUAUUGAAGGAAUUGACAUGGACAAGCAGAGGAACCCAAUAGCAAGAAACAUUUAGCGGAGCGUAGGGUGACGGAACUCAAGCAAGUGUGUGCGAAAAGAAAGUUGAGGAGAAGCGCGGCGUGCAUGCGUUUGCUUUGCAUAGCAUUAGUGUUUUAUUUUUGGAUAAUAUAAAAAUAUAAAAAGAAAAGUCACAAAAUACCAAAUAUCGAGAGCAUUAUUAGGCUAAAUAGCACAUUUACUUGGUCGUUUGCGAUGUUGCUGGCAAAAGAAGAUUAGGGCUAGGCAACGAACUUAUAGAAAAAUGAACUGAACUAGCAAAUGCCACGGUUUUAAAUGAGUAAGUUUGAUAAAUGAUUUGCUGGUAGAUAUUGAAAGAAAAGCUCAUUGAAAAAGUGAAAAAAGCAGUGAAUACGAAAUGGAAAACGAGAAGUUACGCAUCACACUAAGCAACCCGGAAAAGGUGUAUUCUGCGGGUGAAACAAUAAAAGGCGAAAUUUGGUUAAAUCUAGCCAAGCGCACAAAAAUACGGGCUAUAAAAGUUCAAAUCACCGGCAAAGGUAAAUGCAAAUGGAUGGAAAUAUUGCGUAAGAAUUCCAACAACGAAUCAGCGCGUAGUCUCUUCUAUUCCAGCAAAGAAAUUUAUGCGCACAACGAACACACACUUCCCGUCUUUGAGCCGCGUGGCAUUGAACUGAGUCCCGGCGAGCAUACAUUCGAAUUUACAGUACCACUCGAAUGGAACCUACCUUCCAGUUUUAAGGGUAGCUACGGCUCCAUCAAGUAUAAGCUGCGCUUACUCAUCCAACGACCAUGGACCUUUGAUGAACGCCAUAUAAUACCAUUGACGAUAUUGAAACAUAUGCCACUCUCGUCAUGUUAUCGAUCGAAUCCCACCUCGCUGGAGAAGCAAAUCACCAAGACUAUUAGUCUCUUUGGCACACGUCCCAUCACAAUGCUGGCAUUGUUGCCCGAAGAUUCGGCGGUGCGUGGCGAGCCAUUGCGCAUUUGUGUCACAGUUACUAACAACAGCACAACGAAUGUGGAAAAGUUACGUUUCAGCGUGCUACAAUAUAUUUGGUAUUACAGCCAUGUACCGUUGCGGGUGCAGAAAAUGGAAUGCGUGACAAUUGCCAAUAAAGAGACUGGUGCAGUGCACAAGAAGAGCGAACGUUCCUUCGCGCAUGAGCUGAUGAUACCGCCCACAGCGCAGCCAACAGACGAUGAACUGAGUGGCGUAAUAAAUAUAUCAUAUGAAUUGCGCGUCGAAGCGGUACUACGUGGCUUCUUCAAGAAUCUUGUACUUAAUUUGCCCUUUAAGAUGUAUUCACGUAGUACUGGUGGUGAGUUGAAUAACUUAUCUGGUCGUCCACCACGACCACCACCACGAUAUGGCAAUCGGAAUAGUGUCAGCAUUGGUAUGGUAGCAAACGUAACAACUAGUAGUGCUGGAAAUCCAUUUGAGAAUAGCGGCACUCCCCUGACUGUUGCAACUUAUCCUUCGCUCGACUCAUCAAUCGGUUCGCCAUCUCACUCAUCACAAUACAGCGAAUCCAGUUCAAUACAUUCGAUCACUUCCGACUCCUCGGCGGCCACCUUGAGCCCCGCUGUAUGUGCCGCAGAACUCUCGUACGCUUCAGGUACAUCAUCGCAAUUCAAUAGUCCUUCGGCGCGUGCUAGUCUACGCAGUUCAACGGUGCCCUAUGUCAUGUAUCCACCGAGCAGUAGUCCUCUCAUGAUUAACUCUUAUCCGCCAGCACAAGUGCCCACAUAUCCGCCGCUCUCUGAAUCGCCUGGUUAUUCAUUGAUGCAACUGCCAGCAGGUGUGUCGCCGCCGCCGCCACCACCUACAGAAAUGCCUUCGCCUACUGCGUCAUUGACAACUACACUGCCACGUCAGGAAUCUUCCACAUCGUCGACGUCAGCUGCAGCGCGAUCGUCGUUUCUGCAUGGACUACAUCCGCCAGGAGCGCACGAACUGCCACCUUCCUAUGAAGAACUCUUCGGCUCCGCCACUGCGCCACCUGAGACGCCCAAAUGAUACAGUGACUAUUUGUAAGAAAUAUUGUAAGAA
This is a messenger RNA of Rhagoletis pomonella (apple maggot), 2312 nucleotides long. It is a transcript of the gene Leash, whose product is annotated as arrestin domain-containing protein 3. Gene Ontology annotation, cellular component: cytoplasm. The coding region runs from base 657 to 2279 and encodes 540 amino acids. Gene Ontology annotation, biological process: protein transport. The transcript is spliced from 4 exons. The record is from RefSeq and is a predicted model, not a curated record. Lineage: Eukaryota; Metazoa; Arthropoda; Insecta; Diptera; Tephritidae.